AAGUGGAGGGUUGACAGGUCAGUGGCUCGUGCUGUUAAUUUCACUAUCUGCCCGUAAAUAAAGACUAUCCUGUCCUUUGACAUGUCGGCCAGGAACCCGGGGACAAAGCUCGACCUGGAGCGGAUAUCCAAAGUGAGGGUGAACACAAAGGCCGUCCUGAAGAGAGCUCAGCACAUACAAGGACAGAAGAUCCCCAAGAAACAGUGGCAGGCCGCCUGGCUGCUGAAGGCCGUCACAUGUAUCGACCUGACGACUCUCGCUGGAGACGACACGCCGUCCAACGUCCACCGGCUGUGCCUGAAAGCCAUCCAGCCGGUCCGACACGACCUGCUCCGGGCGGUGGACAUGCACGACAAAGGAGUUACUACAGCAGCAGUGUGUGUGUAUCCAUCUCGUGUGGCCGACGCCGUCAAAUCACUGAAAGCAGCCAACUCCAGCCUUCCCGUUGCCUCAGUGGCCACUGGUUUCCCAGCAGGCCAGACACCACUGGAGACCCGGCUGCAGGAAGUCCGCUUGGCGGUGGCUGACGGUGCCACGGAGAUCGACAUCGUCAUCAACAGGACGCUCGCCCUCAGCGGACAGUGGGAAGGCUCGGACUUCAUCAAGACGUCCACAGGAAAGGAGUCCGUCAACGCCACUUACCCUGUUGCCAUAGUGAUGGUGAGGGCCAUCCGGGACUACUUCCUGUGCACAGGCCACAAGGUGGGCUUUAAGCCAGCGGGGGGGAUCCGGACGGCUCAGGAGUCUCUGGUGUGGCUCGCUCUGAUCAAAGAGGAGCUGGGCAACGACUGGCUCUGUCCGGUCCUGUUCCGCCUGGGAGCCAGCAGCCUGUUGGCUGACAUCGAGAGGCAGAUCUACCAUCACGUGACCGGACAGUACGCUGCCUAUCAUGAGCUGCCUAUGGCCUGAAGCUGUGGACUUCCUGUUCUAACGACCAAUCACAACCAUAGACUCACCACACAGGCCUGUCAGUGUGCAUCCAGGCAGCACUCAUCUGUUCUGUGAGCCACACUCAUGUUCCGUGCUGUGAGACAGAGAACACUGCUGUUAUUGCUCUGUAUAAUGUACUUAUCAAGAGUCACAGCAGUUAGCUCCACACACAAUACAUUCACGGUCAUUGUGAAGGAUGUGAUGAGUUAAAGAUCAUUUGUUUCAUGUGAAGCAGGAAAGAGAUUUAGAGUGAAGAACAUAAUAUUGAUCAAUCUGUCCCUCAGAUCCUGGAAGUCUUAAUUUGAACUCUUUGAUCUUUUACAAAAUAAAGUGUAUAUCUGGAAACACUCCUGUUCUCAUUACUUCCACCCGGGUCACAAUCCUGAACACAGACUUGUUUUGCAGAGCAGAGACAUCACUUGUAAACGUCCCUCAUGCAGAAAUGUAAUGUCCAUGUCCAAUGUUCAUUCUGUGUGUAUGUAUAAGAUCUGUGUCCUUUAAUUGGUGGAUGGUAAUUUACAAAUGACCACAUAGAUGUUGUGUACGGCCGGAGCUGUGCGAUCUCAUUGAGGUACUUUGUGUUCAUGUUCGGCGUUGGUAAAAUAUGACUCUGAGAAUAAGGCAGCACAGACGGAUGUCCUGAGACAUGUUCCGAGUUCCAACACAUCCGUGAAGCCUCUGGCUCACGCAGCCGGUGUCUCAGCGAUGUGUGCUGAAUCUGUUAUGCAGCUUCUUCUGCUCUUAAUUUCAUUAGCAGGAAGCUCGGCCAACUGAGGAGCGCGAGGGAUUAAUCAGGGGUUAAGUGAGUUUAAAAGAUCUGAUUGAGCAGCUCACAAAUUUGAGGCUUCAUUUGAAGACCGAAAACUUUUCCUCUUUAAUUAAGAUAUCACAGGCCUUGACCUUGACUGGAACAGAGGAUACAUGAGUGAAUUCAUUGUGGAGGGAAGGGUGUGUGAGCUUUUGGGGGGGGAAAUGUGGGAUUUGAUGGAAAACCCAUGGGAGCGGGUCUGCUUCAAGACACUGGUGGAAGGGCUGGGAAUGAGGCCAUGCUGUUAGGACCUGUAGGUGGUGGUUUGACAGAUGAAGCCUGUGCUAUCUACAGUGUAUGCACAACUAUCCCAAAGUUUGAAUUUAAAGUUACUGUGAUGAAAUAGUCUCAAAUUAAUACUGAUGUCUCUAUAUGACCUACAUCAGUAAACAAGACCAUCAGAGAGAAGAUGGUCUAUUUACUAAAUCAGAUGAAAUCAUGCAGGUCCAUCAGAGACCAGCACACCGUGGACACACUCACAUCCGUCUUCAUGCCGUCUUCCUCCUGCAGCUGAAGAGAAUACUUCACACAAGGGGACACUCUGGACUCAAAGUGUACUCGUGGUGCGAAUGGCUAAGGCUACAUCCAGGACAUGGUCACAGCUUAUACCCUACACCUUAAACCCUGUACACUAGGUUCUGCUACCGUCAGUCAGCUUGCUACUCCCUUACUGCCAGUAGUGCCCGGCUACAGCUCACCAGUAUCAUCCUGGUCCCAUGAUGGUGGAAACGACUCCCAAUGAGGACAGCAGAAAAUCACCCUUUCUCUUCUUGUAUGCAUUUGAUAAAGUUGUUGUACUUGCAUGAUUCUGGCAAUUGUUCAGGUUGUAUCCACAUGUUUGAAUGAACUUAUUUGAAGUUGCUUUGGAUCAUAGCAUCAGCUAAAUGAUUGCAACCAAGAUAUCAUAGAAUCAAUUUAGCCGGAAGCAACAAAGGGUUGCACAACGGAAUGCAGUUCACAAGAACAGUGCAUUCCUGGAGUGCAUUUCAUGAAUUUGCAUCAGGAGGACAGUAACCAGCAGCACCAAGCAGCAUUGAUGUAAACACAAAGUCCACCACCUCUCGUCCCACCGGAGCCUUUCACACUCAACGAUCCAUGUUGUAAGAAAGCAUAACUAUCCUUUAGUCUUUAAAGCUCGAGAGAGAAGAUAAAUCAACAUUGCUGACUUCUUGUCUUCUUUCUCCUAGUUUUACCACCAGAUCUUUUUCCGAUCUCACUUUUAGUGGCAGGUAUCGGAAGUCUUUCAUAUCCGCAAACUGCACAAAUGGCCUACAGGUGGAUGUGAUUUAUUAAUUAAUACUGAAACAGUGUAGGGCUGCACCUCACUUAAAGAUGAUGGAUGGAUGGAU
Anarrhichthys ocellatus (wolf-eel) is the source of this 3087-nucleotide messenger RNA. RefSeq names its product deoxyribose-phosphate aldolase (putative) (gene dera). Gene Ontology annotation, cellular component: cytoplasm. Gene Ontology annotation, biological process: carbohydrate catabolic process; deoxyribonucleotide catabolic process. The transcript is spliced from 8 exons. The coding region runs from base 82 to 909 and encodes 275 amino acids. Gene Ontology annotation, molecular function: deoxyribose-phosphate aldolase activity. The record is from RefSeq and is a predicted model, not a curated record. NCBI's taxonomy places the organism in Eukaryota, Metazoa, Chordata, Actinopteri, Perciformes, Anarhichadidae.